Messenger RNA from Chilo suppressalis (striped riceborer), 2295 nucleotides. NCBI's taxonomy places the organism in Eukaryota, Metazoa, Arthropoda, Insecta, Lepidoptera, Crambidae. The record is from the annotation of a GenBank genome assembly.
GGACUAAAAAAAUAUUGGGUAUCUAAUUAAAAAAAAUAUGAAGAUAGUCAUUGAAAGUGCAUUGUUUUUUCUUUUUUGAGAAACAAUUUUAAUCUUGUUUAUGUAAAUUAGUAACGUAAUUUGAAACAGCACUCCUCUAUCUAUGACUCCUUCAACCACAUACGCCCAUAGAAUUAUUGCUCAAACGUCUCUUCAAGUCAAAAGAGGAUUAAUAACUUAGGACUAGGCUGUAUGAACAUUGUUCCUUUUGCGUUCCUUGAAAAGGGAGAAUGUAAAAAAUAAUAAUGUCAUAAUUUUAAUAGUCUGUGGUCAAAAAGUUGAUUUUUAGUGAUAAUUUUGUGCUGCAUCUAAAGAAUUGUAUUAAUCCACAAACUUUAAGUGUCUUUAAAUUAAUUUUUAAAGCCCUUCUCUAAUAAUGGAAACUUCAACUCAAAAAUCGAAGAAAAGGAUGCCUAAAAUUGAGGAGAUGACUAAAGAACAAAUACGUCAAACUAUCAUCAAAAAACGAGAAUGCAACGCCAAAGCCCAAACUAUUGUAGAAAGCCUAUUAGAAAAAUCUAUUACUGAAAACUACUUUCUCCAAUGCUUGCCGGAUAUAAAUCAGUCGCACUUCGAUGAUAUUAUAGAAGAAAGAGCUAUAAUACAGCUAUGUGGUUAUCCUCCAUGUCAAAAAACACUGUCUAUAAAGGAUAUUCCUAAGCAAACAUACAGAAUAUCAUUAAAAACAAAUAAGGUAUAUGACAUUACUACUAGAAAAAGCUUUUGCAGCAACAGUUGUUAUAAAUCUGCCAUCUAUGUGAAACGGCAAAUGCUAACUAGUCCCCUGUGGUUCAGAGAAUAUGAAGAAAUCCCGAAGUUCCAUUUAUUGCCAUAUGGUUCAGUAGGCAGUCUAGGGCAAGAAGUUGACUUGGGUCUAAUAGACAAAGUUGCAGUUAAAUCUGAUAAGUUAUUCACUUGUAUAAACGAUCUGGCUAAUGCUGCUCUAUAUGAAAUGAAUACUGGCGAAAUUAGGAAUACUACCUUUGAAGACUCAAAUAAACUACUUGAAUCAAAUUCAGAGAGUAUGAAUAGUAUUGACAAAAAAGACAACAAAGUGCAGGAAACAGCACCAUUGAGUAAAAGAAAUGACAUUAGUAAAGAAUGCCAGGAAGUUACACCUAUUGUAGGUGAAGUUGAUGUUAAAAGGAAACCUUUGAAAAACCCAUUGAAUAUAGUUGGUGAAAUAUUAGAAAAACCUGAAAGAAAAAUUGAUCCAAUUCUUCAAAAUGUACCUGAAAAAUCCCUCACUAAAGAUAAUGAUAUGCCACGACAUUCCAAGAAAAUCAUAAAAAAGAAACAACCCAAAGUCACCCUAUUGGCUAUUGAAGUUGAAAAGUGUUUGGCCGAAUGGUUUACAUUAGAUACAUUGUUGCUGUUGUAUGGUGAAGAGAAGGUAAAAGAAAUGCUCACUGAUAAAGGUGAAUGUAUAAAAGAAUACCUUAACAAUUAUGCUAAAAGUGUAUUUUACAACUCAAACAAUUAUGAUCAGUACCAAGCUCUAUGUAGAAAAUUAAAUAUAUUAGAACUGGAGGACCGGCGAUUCGACACUCAGACUUUGCAACGAGAAACAAAACCAUUGCCUGAUUAUUCAAUUUUACAAGAGGAAAGUAAAAACAUGCAAUUAAAAGUUAAAGCAUUUCUAGCUGGUGAAACUGAAAUUCCAAAUGUUGUAAAUUCUGAGCAGGAGCAUGAUAAGGCAGCUGAAGAAAACUCGCAGGUCACACAGCUGCCUUUAGUAGACAAACAUGCUCAAAAUGCUUUGAGAAGGAGGAUUGUAUGUGAACACUUGAACAAAGUGUUACCAGACAUACUGAAGUCUCUCGGAAUGUUAUCUCUUUCAAUAAGUUCAGAUGUCAGACUUCUUGUGAAUACAUUUAAAUUGAAAGCGAACAAUAUCAUGUUCAAACCUAUUCAAUGGACAUUGAUAGCAAUUAUAGUUAUUAAAAUGCUGUCUCUACGAGACAAAAGGUUGGAGUACUUGUUAGAGCAGCCAACUGCUUUCCAACAUCUUCAGUUGCUUUUACUGAGCUAUAAUCAAGAUGGUGGCUACUUAGACAGGCUUAUAUCAUGGCUGACAGACACUGAUAGAUUACUAGAUACAAAUGAUACGCAAUUAACUGUAGAAUAGCUACUAAACUAAUAUUUAUGUAUGCAAUUGUGAUAAUACCCCAUAUUAAUAAAUGUUUUAUUUAUAAUGUUUCUUUUUAGUAGUGGUUGUUCAGGAUUUUAUUAAAUCCCCUAAGGAGUCCCUAAAGU